AUGACGAUCCUGCUAAGGGAAGAACUGGCCACUCUGCAUCGUCAAGUAGAGCAGCUGGGACGUUCGCUACAACCAAACAUCACGCCUGCACCUAACAAUUAUCGAGCACCUCCCACGCACACACCCGGACCCAACAGAACUUUACCACAUUCCACGACCAGCUCCAGAUCAAACGAUCCCGGAGAUGACUCCUCCGGAUACAGCAAGGUCAAACAACAGCCGAAUGAGCAAUCGGACAGAUUUAUCGAUGGUAAAAACAAAACAGCAAGAAUAAUUGAGCACAAUAAUGAACAUCACAUAAUCGAUGAUAGUGAAGCACAAAAAGCUAACGAGCCUACACAUGAACAAAAUGAAUCAGACGGUCAAAUUAUUACCAAUAAAUUAGAGGAGGAAAUUGAAUACCAAAAUAAUGCAACAGUAGAGCAACCUGUCGUUGUGCAAGACCAACACGGAGAUCAGAAUUACAGCGAAGAUAACUACGAAAAUUACGAUCAAAGUUAUGAACAUGCUCCAGUUGAAACGGAUUACAACCAAGAAUACGAACAAAAUCAGGAUCAACACGGCGAGAAUUAUGAGCAACAAAAUUAUGCAGAGCCUCAGUAUGAAAACUACGAACAGUAUCCUCAGCAAUACACUGAUCCAAAUGCACAAUAUGAUACCCAAUAUGAAAAUUAUGCUGAGGAUGGUAAUCUCCAAGAACACAUGGAUCAUUCGCAAUAUAAUCCCGAAUAUUCAUCUGAGUAUCAAGAGGUCCAACCUAGUGAAACAGAAACCCUACCACCUGACUCUAUACAUCCUGAAAAUAUUCAUUCCGAACAAUCCGAAUUUCCAACACAGUCUGAAAGCAAAAGAAAUAGUCCGAAAAAAACUGAACCAAAUGAAAGUUAG
Molecule: messenger RNA, 888 nt
Organism: Parnassius apollo (apollo)
Lineage: Eukaryota; Metazoa; Arthropoda; Insecta; Lepidoptera; Papilionidae
Source: the annotation of a GenBank genome assembly